Molecule: messenger RNA, 390 nt
Organism: Andrographis paniculata
Lineage: Eukaryota; Viridiplantae; Streptophyta; Magnoliopsida; Lamiales; Acanthaceae
Exons: 1
Coding region: 1-234 (77 amino acids)
Source: RefSeq, a predicted model, not a curated record
AUGCCUGCAAUGGAUAACAAGGAAACAAUCAGCAGCAGCGACGAUCGAGAUGAAUAUCAAGGCGUGGGGAUUCACAGCCAGGUCAGGAAAGUAAAGCAGGAGAUGGAGAAGAUCAACCGCCUUGCGCUGCAGCCGCCGGAGGCGCGGCCAGCGCUCCGGGAGAUCGUCCGCCACCAUCAACGAUCGCGAUCGCCUCUAGGGUUAGCAGAAAGGCCAAUCUCGGUUGGUAAUUAAUCAUGAUAGAUUUCGAAUUUGCCUGUUUGAUUUACACGGUUAGGCUACGGCAGAGGUUCUACUGUUUACUCAGUCUCCUGUUUAGUGCAUCUUCUGGCCUUACCAGUUAGUUUGUACAUAAUUAGAUGAAUAUUAUAAAGGACUUUUCUACUCUCA